AGUGUACUCUGACGAGUUAAAUUACUUACCAUAAGAUCAUUGAUGUAUGAGCAAUGUACAUUUCCAAACUUCAAUUUCUUCAAUCAGCCAAGAUUAUGUUCUACUUGGGUAAGGUUGGAGUACCGGUGGGAGGCAGCCACAUAAUUUUCACCGCUGUUCUCGGACGGCCAGGGCCGUCCAAAUUCGUCUCGUUGUCCACCCUCUACCGCGAUUCCAACAUCAACUCUAUACUAAUUUCCUGGUUCGUAGCAUGUCUGAUCCGCAGACAUAGUCACGUCGAGCUUUUGCGUGGGCAGACGCUCUGGCCAGCCCUGGAGGCGUCCCGCGUGCCCAUCUUCGGUAGCGUCGCGUACGCUGCGGAUGUUAUAUCUGGCGUCGCGGCGCCCUCGAGCUUCAGCCGCUCCUCAGCCGUCCGUCGAUUCACAACUCACCCCCACGGUUAG
Messenger RNA from Osmia bicornis bicornis, 443 nucleotides. RefSeq lists its product as uncharacterized. Bases 54 to 443 code for a protein of 129 amino acids. The transcript has 2 exons. NCBI's taxonomy places the organism in Eukaryota, Metazoa, Arthropoda, Insecta, Hymenoptera, Megachilidae. The record is from RefSeq and is a predicted model, not a curated record.